Messenger RNA from Sardina pilchardus (European sardine), 1626 nucleotides. RefSeq lists its product as uncharacterized. The transcript is spliced from 8 exons. Lineage: Eukaryota; Metazoa; Chordata; Actinopteri; Clupeiformes; Clupeidae. The record is from RefSeq and is a predicted model, not a curated record. The coding region runs from base 119 to 1507 and encodes 462 amino acids.
AUGGGCUGGUCCGCAGCGAAUAUAACUUCAUUCCCAGCUUUGAGAAAACACAGACAGAGGAAUUCAUCUUUGCAUCAAUUACACUGCAACAUCUACAGAAACUUAAGCGGGGACAGAGAUGGCCAUUCCUAUCCUGCUUCAGAGGAGUGCAGUCCUGCUCCUCUCCUUGGCAGUGACCACACCAGCAGUUCAUCUGUCAGGUAACCUUGCCUUGAAUGCUCCGUCUGUUCAGUCAUCCACUUGGGGUGGCUUGGCGGAGCAUGCAGUUGAUGGGAAGAAGAAAAGCUAUUUUCUUUUAGGCUCCUGCACCCACACCCGUACAGAGACCAAUCCCUGGUGGCGUGUCGACCUAUCCCGCCCAUAUAACAUCACCAAGGUAACCAUUACUAACCGCGGGGACUGCUGUGAAACGCGCAUCAAUGGUGCGCAAAUCCAUAUUGGCCGCAGCCUGCAAAACAACGGCAACAACAACACCCUCGUUGCUGUAAUCCAGUCCAUCGGAGGAGGUGUGUCUAAGUCAUUCCAGUUUGACCCUGUGGAAGGCCAAUACGUCAACAUCUUCCUGCCAGGCGAGCAAAACAUACUGACACUGUGUGAAGUGGACGUGUUUGCUGGAGAUGAAGAAAACAUUGCUCUGCAGCGUCAGGCUGCCCAGUCAUCGUUGUACGAUUCCAAUGGUUUCUCAAAAUAUGCGGUGGAUGGAGACAGGAAUCCCAAUUACGGUGAAAAAGGCUGCGCUCAUACCUACCAAGAGAACAACCCCUGGUUCAGAGUCGAUCUCCUAAGUAGAUUCGAUAUCACCAGGGUAACUAUCACCAACCGGAGAGAUUGUUGUGCAGAUCGUAUCCGAGGAGCUGAAAUCCGAAUUGGUGACAGCCUGGAAAACAAUGGCAACAGCAACACACGGGCUGUGAUCAUUCAGUCCAUUCCAGCAGGAGCAUCAAUUGCAUUUGACUUCCAACCCAUUAAGGGGCGAUAUGUGAAUGUGGUCUUACCUGGAAGUUUGAAGAUACUCCAACUCUGCGAAAUGGAGGUGUAUGCCAUAAUUGAAACUAAUGUUGCCCCAAGAGGAAGAGCGACCCAGUCCAGCCUGGUUCUAGGAGAGAUGUCCAGUUUUGGUCAUGCUCUUAAUGCCAUUGACGGAAACCCCAACCCAGACCAGCGCAAGGGCACCUGCUCGAUGACGGACCGUGAGACUGACCCCUGGUGGCGGGUGGACCUGCACGAGAAAUACAGGGUCUCAGCUGUGGCCCUGACCAACCCAAAGAAUGGCUCACCUAAAGGCCUGAAUGGUGUCCGCAUUCACAUCGGGAAUUCAACCAACCCUAUGGAAAAUUCCCUGUUUGCAAAAGUGACAUUUGUGCCCCUUGGUGAAACAAUGCGCUUUGAAAGCACCGAGACCGUGGAGGGGCGAUAUGUGACUGUGACCCUACUGGGGCAAGAGAGAUCCCUCAGCCUGUGUGAGGUGGAAGUCUUUGGGUCUCCAGUCUCCAGCAUAUCAAAGUAACACAAGCACAUAAAUGUGUUUUUUGAAUACUUUGAAGAAAAGAUUUUAGACAAGUUGAAGAAGUAGCAAUAACAUCAAGUCUAAAUUUACCAAUAACACAAUAAUAAGGGCAACAUUUU